GGAUUGAUGGCAGCGAAGUCCUGCGGCGCCAGCCGAACCGAAGGCGCGAGGGAUUAAUCCACCCUGUACAUAUGCUGUCGGUGACCGACCUGGAGAGCAAGCCUGCAAGCACAUAGCCUGGUGUUCUGCCUGUUGAACCACGCAGCCUUCUCUCACUGACAAGCACACCCAGCAAGGAGCAUCGUAUGAAGAUGGGGACCCGCCGCCCACCGCCAUGAGGACGAGCCGCUGCAGUCACCUGCCGGGAGUCCCGCCGGAGCGCCCGACGGCACCCGACGGCAAGACCCUGCCCGGUGGCAGCGGCGGCGGCCCAGCCGGCGGCUGCCCGCAGUAUGUCAUGCAGGUGUCGGCCAAAGAUGGGCAGCUGCUCUCCUCCGUCGUGCGGACACUCGCCACGCAGAGCAGCCCCUUCAAUGACCGGCCGAUGUGCAGGAUCUGCCACGAGGGCAGCAGUCAGGAAGACCUGCUUUCCCCCUGCGAAUGUACGGGGACCCUGGGGACUAUUCACCGCAGCUGCCUGGAGCACUGGCUGUCAUCUUCAAACACCAGCUACUGUGAACUCUGUCACUUCAGGUUUGCAGUAGAACGCAAACCAAGGCCAUUGGUGGAGUGGCUGAGGAACCCAGGCCCCCAGCAUGAGAAACGGACUCUCUUUGGAGACAUGGUGUGCUUCUUGUUUAUCACUCCACUGGCAACCAUCUCUGGCUGGUUGUGUCUACGAGGAGCAGUGGACCAUCUGCACUUUAGUAGCAGGCUAGAAGCUGUUGGCCUCAUUGCACUCACUGUCGCACUCUUCACUAUUUACCUCUUUUGGACCCUAGUAUCCUUUAGGUAUCACUGUAGAUUAUACAACGAAUGGCGUCGGACCAAUCAGCGGGUGAUACUCCUAAUCCCAAAGUCUGCCAACGUCCCUUCCCACCAGCAGUCCCUGUUGGGCCUGCAGUCCCUCAAAAGGAACUCAAAGGAGACAAUCGUUUGAUUUGGGCAGUUCUGCACAGGGGCCAUGCACUGAAAGUAUUUUGCUUAAACUCAUUGGGGUCAGACACCGUCCAGAACCCAGGAGCGUGCUAUUCUGAUUUACAAACUCUUUGUAGAGGAAUAAAUCACUGUUUAAAUUCAAAUCAUGGAUGCUGCAAUCAUAUGAUAUUUGCUAAGCUGCCAAACUUGUUUAUUUAGCAGAUACUCUAUGGAAUUCUACAAACACGUGUUAAUACCUACAUCAAGUGAUGCAAACUUUUUUAUUGUUUAAAAUAUUAAACUAUGAUAAUUAUCAAUGCAAAACA
Molecule: messenger RNA, 1283 nt
Organism: Gymnogyps californianus (California condor)
Lineage: Eukaryota; Metazoa; Chordata; Aves; Accipitriformes; Cathartidae
Gene: MARCHF3
Product: membrane associated ring-CH-type finger 3
Exons: 6
Coding region: 215-979 (254 amino acids)
Biological process (GO): protein ubiquitination
Molecular function (GO): zinc ion binding; ubiquitin-protein transferase activity
Source: RefSeq, a predicted model, not a curated record